AGGAGUCCAGUUGGAUUUCGAAAUUUGAUAUGUGUAUAUAGUUUGACGAAUGUAUACCAGCAUUAUUUUCUACGUUUCAUUAUAUAAUUCAAAAACAAAAAAAUUAAAAUUUUCGUACGUUUGUUCUUAGUUUUGAAGUUUAUUUUAGAUUUGCAGAAUAGCUUAAUAUGACUGUAAUACGACAAUAUUUAGCCGGCUUGGCAGCGGCGUUUGGAGCUUUUUGUCUAGGUGCAUCAAUUGGCUGGUCCGGACCAAUGGAAUUACCAAUCAAAUCGGGGGAGGCGUACAAGUUUGCUGUAUCCGAGAGUAGUUGGGGUUGGAUCAGUUCAAUGUUGACUUUUGGAGCUGCCUGCAUGUGUAUACCCGUUGGCAUAUUGAUUGCAAGAUAUGGACGAAGAUUUAUUAUGUUAGUGCUAUGCAUACCGUAUUUAAUUGGAUGGGGAUUUAUUUUGGGCGCGCAACACUCAUCGAUGCUCUACGUUGGACGGCUUAUAGUGGGUGCCUCCGGCGGAGCGUUUUGUGUUACGGCUCCCGUUUACACAACGGAAGUCGCUCAGCUCUCAGUCCGUGGUGUAAUGGGUUGUUUUUUCCAGUUAAUGAUUGUUCAUGGCAUACUUUACGGCUUUGUUGUGGGCGCGUACACCUCCCCACUUGUGGUUAACAUAUUGUGUACCAUAUUGCCACUGUUAUUAAUGUUAUUCAUUUUGUGGAUACCCGAAUCUCCUGUGUUUCUGGCCCAAUUGGGUCAGCCAGAAAAAUCACAAAAGGCGCUUAAGUGGUUGCGAGGAGAAAAUGCGGAUAUUAGUGCAGAAAUGAACAUUAUGAUAGCUGAAUCAAAGAAAGACGAGGCUUCUUUUAAGGAGGCGUUUUCUCGUAAAGUAACACUGAAGGGUCUUGUUAUCGCAAUUGGAUUAAUGCUGCUGCAGCAGCUAACGGGAAUCAAUGCCAUUCUAUUCUACGCGACCUCAAUUUUUAUGGAGGCAGGCACGAAUCUGGACGCCAAUGUUUGUACGAUUAUUAUUGGUGUCGUUCAAGUUGUGGCUACGGUAAUUGCGAUACUGCUUAUAGAGAAAGCUGGGCGAAAAUUGUUGCUGCUCAUCUCGGCUAUUGUGAUGGGGGCGACAACGCUUGUUAUGGCACUAUAUUUUCUAUGGCUAACAAAUGAGGACUUGGGCUGGCUACCGACUCUUGCCAUCAGUCUGUUUAUUGUUGGAUUUUCUUUGGGCUUUGGCCCGGUGCCUUGGUUAAUUAUGGCAGAGCUUUUUUCAGAGGAUGUGAAGCCUGUAUGUGGUGCAUUUGUUGGAACCAGCAGUUGGCUGUUUGCAUUUGCCGUCACGAAACUGUUUCCAGUUAUUCUACGGGCGAUUGGUCCAGCUUAUACAUUUUUUAUAUUCACAAUUUUUGCUAUCUUAGCUUGUGUAUUCAUAGUUUUUCUUGUGCCAGAAACCAAAAACAAACCUCUGGAAGAGAUUCAAAGUAUGCUUGCUGGUAAAUAAGGUUACUCAUCUGAAAAUGUAAUGAAAUAAAUCGGUUCAUUGUGGCAAUA
Messenger RNA from Drosophila hydei, 1546 nucleotides. Its product is annotated as facilitated trehalose transporter Tret1-like. Lineage: Eukaryota; Metazoa; Arthropoda; Insecta; Diptera; Drosophilidae. Gene Ontology annotation, cellular component: membrane. The coding region runs from base 168 to 1496 and encodes 442 amino acids. The transcript has a single exon. The record is from RefSeq and is a predicted model, not a curated record. Gene Ontology annotation, biological process: transmembrane transport; carbohydrate transport. Gene Ontology annotation, molecular function: sugar transmembrane transporter activity.